Molecule: messenger RNA, 3600 nt
Organism: Myotis myotis
Lineage: Eukaryota; Metazoa; Chordata; Mammalia; Chiroptera; Vespertilionidae
Gene: MACROD2
Product: mono-ADP ribosylhydrolase 2
Exons: 19
Coding region: 350-1768 (472 amino acids)
Biological process (GO): peptidyl-glutamate ADP-deribosylation; DNA damage response; purine nucleoside metabolic process
Cellular component (GO): nucleoplasm
Molecular function (GO): ADP-ribosylglutamate-[protein] hydrolase activity
Source: RefSeq, a predicted model, not a curated record
GCCAGAAAGCGGAGAGCGGCGGGCGGUGCAGCCAAUGGGAGGCGGCGAUGGCUAGCGGCUGUGAGGCGGGGCCUGCGCGGGUGUUAGGUUCGCGCGAGGCGUGACCUAGUUGACAGGCUCCGAGGUGCUGCUGUGGCGGCGUCCGCGGGGCUGAGGCGGGUGGGAGCCGAAGCCGAGCGCGGGCUGAGGGAGGAGGGCGGCGACUGGAGCUGCGAGCGGCGUGGGACCCGGAGCCUUUUUCACUUUUUCCCUCCCGAGUGCCCCCUCCCAGCCCUCCCACUCCACACUACCCUGUUUGCCCGUGAGCCUGGGGAACUUGCAGCUGAAAGCCAGCCACCCCCACGGCAACAUGUACCCCAGCAACAAGAAGAAAAAGGUGUGGAGAGAGGAGAAAGAACGCUUACUGAAGAUGACCCUAGAGGAAAGACGCAAAGAAUACCUAAGGGACUACGUUCCCCUGAACACUAUUUUAUCGUGGAAGGAGGAAGUGAAGGGCAAGAGCCAAAAUGAUGAAGAAAAUACUCAGGAAACAUCACAGGUGAAGAAAAAUUUGAGUGAAAAAGUUUCUCUCUAUAGAGGUGACAUCACAUUGCUAGAGGUAGACGCUAUAGUCAAUGCGGCAAAUGCCAGUCUCCUUGGAGGAGGAGGUGUGGAUGGCUGCAUUCACAGAGCGGCUGGCCCUUGUUUGCUGGCUGAAUGUCGCACCCUGAACGGCUGUGAUACUGGGCAUGCGAAAAUCACAUGCGGCUAUGACCUGCCUGCAAAAUAUGUCAUCCAUACCGUAGGGCCAAUAGCAAGAGGCCAUAUUAGUGGUUCCCACAAGGAAGACCUUGCAAAUUGCUAUAAAUCAUCUCUGAAGCUGGUGAAAGAAAAUAACAUCCGAUCAGUUGCAUUUCCCUGCAUUUCAACAGGCAUUUAUGGUUUCCCGAACGAGCCUGCUGCAGUGAUUGCCCUCAGUACCAUUAAGGAAUGGCUGGCCAAGAAUCACCAUGAGGUGGACCGAAUCAUCUUCUGUGUCUUCUUAGAAGUCGACUUCAAAAUCUACAAAAAGAAAAUGAGCGACUUUUUCCCUGUAGGUGAUAAUGAAGAAGAAGAUGUUGACAUGAAAGAAGAUUCAGAAGGGGUAGAGCCAAAAGCCCUCUCUCCACCCCACAAGAAAAGCAAAGCCAAGAAGCCGGAAAGUUCCAAAGACUCUAGCGAGGAUGAGAACGGUCCAGAGGAAAAGCCAAGCGUGGAAGAAAUGGAAGGGCCGAGCCAAGAAGCAGGUGGGCUCAGAUUUCUUUUGAAGAGUCUCCUAGGCCUCAUCCACAGAGAUGGCGUCAGUGCUGCUACUGUGCACAGCCCUGCUUCAGAAGAGGCCGUUGAAGUCUGUAAAGACGAAGAUUCUGCAAAAGAUGACAAUAUUGCAAAUGACAGUGAAGUAACAGAUCAUUCAGUGUGUGACCAAGAUCAUCCCAAUGGACAAGAGAACGAUUCAGCGAAUAAUGAGAUAAAAAUUGAGGAAGAGUCACAGAGCUCAUACAUGGAAACAGAAGAGCUUUCAUCAAACCAAGAAGAUACCACGAUUGUGGAGCAACCAGAAGUGGUCCCACUGACAGAUGUCCAAGAAGAAAAAGAAGGAGAAAAAGCUCAAGGCGAGGACACGCCUAGAGUUCCUGUGAAAAGCCAAGGCUCCUGUGACACAGAAAACUCCGCAAGUCCUGAUGUUGAAAUGAAUAGUCAGGUUGACAGUGGAAAUGACCCAACAGAGAGUCAGCAAGAAGAUUAACUAAUAGGGGCACAAGAUGAAGCAAAGGAACAAAGAAAUGGAAGUAGAUGCCAGUCCUCAGCAUUCCAGCCUCUGCUGGCCCUGGGGGAAGAGUGGGAGCCAGCAGGGGUGCUGUGGAGGAGGGUGGGGGUGGGGGAGGCAAGUCCCACGCAAGGAUGGGGAAUCCUUUGCUCUAAUUUCUCAGCUGCAUUUUGUUCUUUUUACUUGCAGAAAAAGAAAAAAAAAAAAAAAACUUUCUUUAACUUGGUGGGGCGACCCACAUUAACGCAUCUUUCAGGCUCUGUUCCUGCAAUUUCUGUCUUUUUUCUCACAAUUGCGCCCCAGCGUCAUGGUUUAGCACUCACGUGUGUAUCCUGGCCCUGUCUGCUUUCUCGGUUAUUUCACAAAGCUGGUUGGACAGUAGUUUCUUCAAAGGAAGGAGGAAGACCAUUGUUUUGAUAAGCUGCAGGCUAAAUUUCAGGAAUCGCCAAGCCCAAUAUCAGUAUAAUCCACAGGCAAAGGAGGCAGGAGAGGAAAUGGGCAAAAACCCUCAGAAAUCACUUGGGAAAAGGUCAGGAUGGUGACUUGAAAAUGAUACCUUCUUCAGGGAUUCCCACAGCACGGGUUACAGCUUUGUUUAACAUGCAGUUAGAGAGGAAUAUGCCCGCAGGGCUUCAUCCAGAGCCGAGCACAGAGAUGUACAGGAGGGCAAGCCCUGACAGCUUUCAUGCCUCUCCUUCCAUGGGUAGGACAGCAGGAAUGUUCUUAUUUGACACUGACGUUUAGCAGAGCUUUCUGGGUUUGUGAGGUCUUUACCGAGUGCGGCAAUGUGGAGCCCCCCAGUGGGCUGUGAGUCAGUGUGACACCAUCCUGAGGGAUGACACUUUUCUAGGUGUUUUAGUUAAGAGAGGGGGGCUGCUGCAUUUAGGAUCCAAACAUAUGCCUGUGAUAUUAAAAGCUCCACUUGGAAUCUCUCUUCAUAUACAUGCUUUUCAUAAAAAUAAAACAUGUUAUCUUUACCCAAGGUCUGAUGGCCUGCAGAGCAGAUUCUCACUUGAAAUUAGAGGCAGUGAGAGGUCUUGCUUGCAAUUUUGGCUUCCAGUUCCCUUUAAAUAGUGUGGCUUGCCCACGCCAAGUCCAAGACUAAUGUGAUAGCUGGCCCCCUCUCUCAGCAGAUUAUGACCAUUAAAGGGGGGAGCAGCUGUAGUUAAGAUCCAAGAGGCCAGAAGUACAGUCAGCACAGGGGUGAAGGACCCAGGAAAAGGUCAGACGUCACAAAUGUCUGUCCAAGAGCCAACAUGAACAAGGGCCCUCGUGGGGCAAGAUGACUGCUUCCCACAGCCUCCUUGGGUCCCAAGACCAUCCCCCUCCACCCCCCACUGUGGAAACUGUUAUCAUUUCUUGCAUAGCUUCUUAAAUCCAUCUUUCUUAUAAGAGCUUUAGAAUUGUAAGUUAUUUAUAUACAUUUUUCUUAGUACAGGGAUAAAAGUAAUGGAUCAAAUCGAGUAUUUCUAAAAUAAAAGGAUGUUUUGCUUUUUAAAUAUUCCAUGAAAUUCUUCAGUUUUGCCCUUUCCUCUAUGGAAAUUCAACUCCUUAUCUUUCAGUGAAAGCUGUGUUGGCCUCUCUGAAUUUGCUGCCCUUAUGCAUAGUUUACUUGGUAUACUGAAAUCAAGUGUGAGUUACAGUUCUGCAUAUGUAAUAUGAUUUUUAACAGUCCAUAUUUUAAAAACAAUCUCAUCAACCUAGCAGCCAUGCUUCUUUUAAGUCAGUGGUUCUCAACCUUGUGGCCCUUUAAAUACAGUUCCUCAUGUUGUGAACCAACCAUAAAAUUAUUUUCGUUGCUACUUCAUAAC